AUGCUCGACUCAAUCAAGUCUGCCAUGGCAGGAGCCGCUAACCUGGUGUCUGGCCCAGCGGAAAACACGAAAACAGCCCGUGUCAGAGUAGUGAACAAUACCACCAGACCUAUCGUCGCCAUCUCGGUGAUUCACAAGUGCAGCAAUAGCCACAAGAGCCAUCAAGAAUGGGCGAUGGUGCAACCGGGCAAAGCAUCCAUUCCUGAAAUGGAAGUCGAAUACCCAGCUGGCUCUAGUUCUAGUUUCAGGUCUGGCGGCGAUAACUCGUGGCUUGCCGUCUGGUACAGCGAGGACCUGCAGGCGCUCUGGCACUCCGAACCAAGAGAGUCGGUGUUUCCGGUCGAUAUGCUAGACAAACAAUCUCGGGAGGAGAUUCAAAGGGUUGAAGAAGCCCUCGCUACAGGCAGCGAGCCAGGUUCUAAAGGCGCACAGCUAGCUACUGCGCUGGCAAGGUCAACGACGGAUCGAGCAUUUAAUUCGAACAGUCUAGAGGGAUUAGUGCGUCAUCAGUUGCGGGAUGAGGAUGCAAACGAGGUGACUGAGUUGGUUAUCAAUACCAAUGAGACGAUGACUUUUAAAUCCAAGUCUGGCACCACCGAGGUCAAGGUUAAUUCUCAGCCGGCUGCCGCAUAGCUCAUUAACUAGUCAACCGCUUGACGAGGGCUCCAGCACAGAGAUGAUUGAUGUGUUGGGCUUGAAGUUGUGAGUUACUUUCUUGUCCAGAGUUGCUAAGUCGAAUACUCUUUUUUUUUUUUUGUUUCGGGCAGUGCAAGCGACGUGUAAUUGAGCCACGACUGUUCAGGUAGCUUAAUUUAAAUUAGCUUGGUGAAUAGCCUGUUUGUAUUGGAUGCUUAUAUUGCCCCUUUUUUUUGAGCUUCGUUUGUUGCUGGCCAGUUGCAGUUGAAAGGCUGACUGGAUGGCUUGAGCCUGGGCCUGGUCAAGGAUACAUGCAGCUAGCUUGGUGAUGGCUGGGCAGACGGUUAACUCAACGGCUGGUCUUCGUGUCAGCCUCGCAUUGUUCCGUUUGGUGUGUUCAUUCGUAGUUAGUAUUAUUGAUGAAGGAAUUAGGCUGUCUACUAAAAAAGCCCUUUUCACGAGGCCGCUUCUUGUACGAAGAGGAAAGGAACGGUGAGCAGGAGAUGCCUCUGUUCGAUCAAACGGACAUUUUUU
This is a messenger RNA of Trichophyton rubrum CBS 118892, 1170 nucleotides long. RefSeq lists its product as uncharacterized. The transcript has a single exon. The record is from RefSeq and is a predicted model, not a curated record. Lineage: Eukaryota; Fungi; Ascomycota; Eurotiomycetes; Onygenales; Arthrodermataceae. Bases 1 to 633 code for a protein of 210 amino acids.